GGAGAGCGACAACGCGGUCCUCACCAUCAGCACCAUCAGAAGCUUGUGUGAUGGUGAUGCCGUUAGGAAGGUGAAGCCCUAAGCGUAAGGCCCCACAAACAAACAACAAUGGGCGGGCGAGCGGCGGCGUCACCAACAGGGGCUUGAGGUGCGCGAGGACAUCCCAGCAGACCCGAGGACCACGUGGAUACCCAGGACCGUGUGGCAUGAACGAGUGGGCGGCGUUACAACAACAUAGCAGGCCGCAGGAGGACGGCAUCAUGGAGCGGCCUGAGCUGGUCAACCCUCCAGCCAAGAGGCAACGGAGCGACAUAGUACCAACAAUGGCCCAGACCAGCGAGUCUCCAAGGUUUGCCUCCCCCCUGGCAUGCCUCAGGGUUCAUCCUCACCGGCGGUAUGGCAACGGACCAACUGAAAUUCGCAAACCCAUGUUUCUUGGGGAUUUUUCGCUGGACGAGCAUCGGCGUUUCUGCCGUGACCAGCGCAACCUUCACUUCAUCCACAUGAACUGGACGGGGGACAAGCAGGUUAACUUUGACUUGAACUUGGCCAUGGACAAAGUGGUGAGGAAGAACUACGACGAGACAAAGAAGGAGAGGCUUGACCGCUUGCUACACUGGAUCCUCCUGAACUCUGCAAAGUUUCACACCGUAAAAUCUGUUGGCGGCCCACUGCUAUGUCUGUCAACAGAUUUUGUCUGCUUCAGAGGACUGCUCACCAAGCUUCUGUGCACCCCUUACGAGGGCAGAGAAGGGUGGAUUGUGUGUGCAACCAGAUUCCGCAAGACCAUCUACCUGUGCGCAUACGAUACAGCUGAGAAGCACGCUCAGGAAGUCACAGAGACGGAGGUCCAGAAGAUGAUGUCCUCGUGGGGGUACAAGUUUGAGCAGUACAUGAUAGACGGGGGUGAUCCCAGUGAGGGGGUGAAUGAGAACGAGGAGUACUGCUGUAUGGUGCGUUCCUCCCUCGGGGAACACUCACUGGUGUAUGGGGCCGAGGUGGACGGAGCAGACCCAAGCCUCUACAAAUCUCCACACAGGGACCUCAAGUCCUUUGUGGAGCUCAAGACCUGCAAGGAAGUGACAUCAGAGAAGGAACACAUUACACUACACAGGUACAAGAUGGUGAAGUGGUGGAGCCAGUCUUACCUGGUGGGCAUCAUGGUGGUGUGUGGCUUCCGGGAUGACUACGGAACCAUCCACACCCUGCGGACCUACCAGGUGGAGGAGCUCCCCAAGUUAGCUCAGGAAUACUGGAACCCAGAUGUAAUGUUGAAGUUCGUGAGGUACUUCCUGGACUUUGUAAAGAGCAACGUGCUGGUGGACGACCCACAGACCGUGUACAAGUUUGAGAGGCAUGCCGGGGGGGACAUUACCUGCACCUACCUGGGCCACGACCCUCAGUGGUCAUUUUUACCUGAGUGGUACUAUAAGCAGAUGUUUGUGUCAUAAGAUAACUCAAAAUGGAGAACACCUGCACCUUCCUGGGCCAUAACCUAGACUAGACUUAAUUUUAGUUAUGAAGUAUUAGGGUUAAGGUCUAGAUAACAGUACUUGUAUGGGAUGUGUGUGUGUAUGUGUAGUUUAGCUUAGCAUAGUGUGGUCCAUUUUACAGGGAGGUGAUGGUGACUUGGUGGUGAUUGUUGGAAUAAAAAUAAUUAAGACAAUC
Eriocheir sinensis (Chinese mitten crab) is the source of this 1668-nucleotide messenger RNA. Its product is annotated as decapping and exoribonuclease protein-like. Gene Ontology annotation, biological process: nuclear-transcribed mRNA catabolic process; NAD-cap decapping. Gene Ontology annotation, cellular component: cytosol; nucleus. Gene Ontology annotation, molecular function: mRNA 5'-diphosphatase activity. The record is from RefSeq and is a predicted model, not a curated record. Lineage: Eukaryota; Metazoa; Arthropoda; Malacostraca; Decapoda; Varunidae.